CUGUACCGUCAGGUAAACCGGCGCGAUCGCUGUUUGUCGUGUACGUACUAGUGUAUCGUCAGAGAGCGCAUCGCUGUAUGGUGCUGGUCAGUGCUAGACCCUUUGCGGACAUCGGUAAGAGUCGACCACAAACACAACCCCUCUGGAUUGUCACAGUGUCGAUAGCUUAUUUAACUGACGGAUUAAAAGGAUAUACGCUUUAUUGAAGAGUCUUUUCGGCUUUUGUGGUACUAUGUCAGAACCCAAAUGCAAUUUGGACGUUCAACCACCUGGAUCCGAAUGACACCUGCAACCAGCCUCCAUGCUUACAAAACGCUAUGCCAACAUGCUUCACAGAAAUGGAUCUUUUUGUAUGUGCCAUGGACCCCGUGAAAAGGACUCUCUGAGUUUGUAGUACCAUCAUCCUCCUACCUCACCCUCUCCAUUCCCCUAAUUCUGGUCAUCUCUGCAGCCCCUUGAGCCAUCAUUUUGAUUGCUGCUCCUGUGCGUUAGUGGUCACCGGAAUUUUAGGAGCAGAAACAGCCUUAUCUUCACCCCCAAAGGUUGACUGACAAUGGCAAGGCUUUUGUCUUUCUCUGCGGUUUUGGCUGGAGUCUGCAUUCUUCUAAGGCUGUGUGUUGGAGCAGGUCAGAAUCCUGACCACGUGCUGCAGGGCACUGGAGUGAGGCCUGGCUCAGACUUCAGAAGGCCUGGGGAUGACUCUACUGUGGCACCAGAAGAUGCUGCUCGCUUUCUCAGCUGCCACUGUUCAGGACACUGCCCUGACGACGCCAAGAAUAACACCUGCGAGACAAAUGGGCAGUGCUUUGCUAUCACUGAAGAAGAUGAAAACGGAGAUGUGAUCCUAAGCUCAGGCUGUAUGAAAUAUGAGGGCUCUCACUUUCAGUGCAAGGAUUCACAGUUUGCACAGACACGUCGAACCAUUGAAUGCUGCCAGUUUGAUUUUUGUAAUCGAGACCUAAAGCCAGAGUUACCACCUCGAGACUUGGAACCACCAGACUCUCAUUGGCUGGCCUUCCUCAUUUCAGUAACUGUGUGCUGCUGCACCCUCAUCUGUGUCACUGUCAUCUGUUAUUACAGGUAUAAGUGGCAGACAGAGAGGCAGCGCUACCAUAGAGACCUGAAGCAGGACGAGGCCUUUAUCCCAGUAGGAGAAUCUCUAAAAGAUCUCAUCAACCAAUCUCAAACAUCAGGCAGUGGCUCCGGGCUCCCUCUGCUGGUCCAGCGCACCAUUGCAAAGCAGAUCCAGACAGUGCGUCUUAUUGGUAAAGGGCGAUAUGGAGAGGUGUGGCUGGGUCGGUGGAGGGGGGAGAAGGUAGCAGUGAAAGUGUUCUUUACUCGAGAGGAGGCCAGCUGGUUUCGAGAGACAGAGAUCUACCAAACCGUGCUCAUGAGACAUGAGAAUAUACUAGGCUUCAUUGCUGCUGACAUAAAUGGCAGUGGAGCCUCUACGCAACUCUACCUGAUCACUGACUACCAUGAGAAUGGCUCUCUUUAUGACUAUUUGAAGUUCACCAUUCUGGAUACACAUGCCCUGCUUAGACUGGCCUACUCUGCUGCCUGUGGCCUGUGUCACCUGCACACAGAGAUCUACGGCACACAAGGAAAACCUGCUAUAGCUCAUAGAGACCUGAAGAGCAAGAACAUCCUCGUUAAGAAAAAUGCCACCUGUUGCAUCGCUGACCUGGGCUUUGCUGUCAAAUUUAAUAGUGACACAAAUGAAGUGGACAUCCCACUGAGUACACGUAUGGGGACCAGACGUUAUAUGGCUCCAGAAGUCCUGGACGAGACUCUGAAUAAGAACCACUUCCAAGCUUACAUCAUGGCCGACAUCUACAGCUAUGGACUGGUUAUUUGGGAAAUGGCCAGACGCUGUGUUACUGGAGGUAUCGUGGAGGAAUAUCAGCUACCAUAUUAUGAGAUGGUUCCAUCAGACCCAUCUUAUGAGGAUAUGCUAGAGGUAGUGUGUGUCAAAGGACUGCGGCCAACUGUAUCUAACAGAUGGAACAGUGAUGAGUGCCUGAGGGCCAUGUUGAAGCUGAUGUCAGAAUGCUGGGCCCACAAUCCUGCGUCACGCCUGACCAUCCUACGAAUCAAGAAGACUUUAGCGAAAAUGGUGGAAUCUCAAGACAUUAAAAUCUGAUUCAUCUUUUUACCUCAGCACAUUUGCAAGAACAUACAACAGAGUGGUUUUAUUUCAUCUUUGACAUCACUGUCCCCUUUACUGAAGAGAAUUAUGAGAGUCGGUAAUGGUGACAUCUAACAGCUGUAAAACCUUUUCCUCUCCUGCACAAGCUGUUGUGGAUCAGACAUUGUGCCUUUGCUGCUUUCUGUGAAAGCUAUGUCAUUGCAAACUUGGAUCAUUACUGCAAUAGACAAAUAUGAUAGAGUGGGAUUUUUUUUUAGGUUUUGGGAAAAUCUGCCUUCGACAGAAAUACACACCCACCAGUUAUUUUGGCCAGUUGUGCAUUUAAGUUUCUUUAGAUUCUGGGAUAAACCUCCUGCCAUAUGUAUAAAAUACUGUUAUCUUUUCAUGGAAUCUGUAUAGUAUGACUUGUAAAUGUAUUAUAGUAAAGAUGAAGAACAGCAAAAUAAUAUUCUAUCAAUAUAAUCUCGUCCAUUUAACAACAGCUUUGUACAAGUUGUAGACUCUUCAGAGGAUUAUUGAAUGUGCCUGUAGCUCCCUGAUGUGUGUGGCAUUUAAAGAUCUUAUAACCAUACUACCAUAAAUAGCCAACCAUAAAUAGCUUUUCCCUCGCCAUGAACUCUUGAGAAAAAUAUAUAAUUUUGGAAUUCCAAAUCCACCCCCUACCUUUACCUUUUAAAAAAGGUAAAGAAACAUGCAUGCUUUUGUUAGGUGCAGUGUUGUUUUUUCCACACAAGUGAUUUUGAUAAUGAUUUUGUUGCAUGAACCAUAAAUUGUUUGAGAUGCUUGCUUCAAAGCAU
Messenger RNA from Myxocyprinus asiaticus (Chinese sucker), 2946 nucleotides. RefSeq names its product bone morphogenetic protein receptor type-1A-like. Gene Ontology annotation, molecular function: SMAD binding; ATP binding; transforming growth factor beta receptor activity, type I. NCBI's taxonomy places the organism in Eukaryota, Metazoa, Chordata, Actinopteri, Cypriniformes, Catostomidae. The coding region runs from base 554 to 2143 and encodes 529 amino acids. The record is from RefSeq and is a predicted model, not a curated record. The transcript has 13 exons. Gene Ontology annotation, biological process: dorsal/ventral pattern formation; protein phosphorylation; BMP signaling pathway. Gene Ontology annotation, cellular component: signaling receptor complex; plasma membrane.